Molecule: messenger RNA, 726 nt
Organism: Paramecium tetraurelia
Lineage: Eukaryota; Ciliophora; Oligohymenophorea; Peniculida; Parameciidae
Exons: 3
Source: RefSeq, a predicted model, not a curated record
AUGAAUAAUCUUAAAUGCUAAUCCUGUUUCAAAUUUAUUGCAAUUGUACGAUGCAAAGAAUGUGACAUCAAUACUUGUUUCAACUGUGAUGAAAAUCUUCAUUAAGAUAAGAAGGAUACUCAUUGCAGAACAACUAUUUCAUUCUAAUCUCAAUCAGCAAAUUAACCUUAAGACGAGAAUCUAAUAGAAGUUAUAAAGCAAAAGAAAAAACAAUUACAUGAAUUGAAGGAAAAAGAAUCUCAUUUGACUAAACACUAUUAGGAUAGAAUGAUAUCAGCCAAGAAGAAAUAUGAAUUACAAAUUUCAGCCUUAGAGAAUAGAUUGCAAUAGGCUUAAUAAUUCAUGAAUGAAGUCAGUCAAGAAAAUGGGGAAAUUGAUGUAGAUAAUAUGUAGAGUGAAUUGGAGAAUUUAGAAAAGAGUUUGAAAACAGAAAUUAAAUUAGCGGAAGAAGAAUAAAAGAAAUUGGAUGAAAAAACUUUAAAAGUUGAUACUUUGUUAGAUAGAGUUAAAAAGGCUACAGACAUAGAACAAUAACAAAUAUCUAAAAUGAAUGAAGUUAUAUAAAUCUUUAAGGCUUGUUCAGAAUAAUUACAGAAAGAAAAAGAUCUAUUGAUGCUUGAUAAUGAAAAAUUGAUUGGAGAAGUAGAGAUCUUUGCUAAAUUCUUCGAUGAAAAUGGACCCUUGAUGGAAGAAUUAAAUGCCUAAAAGAAUAAUGAAUAAUAAUGA